Messenger RNA from Baudoinia panamericana UAMH 10762, 1520 nucleotides. RefSeq lists its product as uncharacterized. The transcript is spliced from 2 exons. The record is from RefSeq and is a predicted model, not a curated record. Bases 208 to 1344 code for a protein of 378 amino acids. Gene Ontology annotation, molecular function: acyltransferase activity, transferring groups other than amino-acyl groups. NCBI's taxonomy places the organism in Eukaryota, Fungi, Ascomycota, Dothideomycetes, Mycosphaerellales, Teratosphaeriaceae.
GCGAUAUCCGACCAAGAUAUUGGAUGAGUAGCAAUAGAACAUCAUCGAUUCCACUUUUGCAGCGCAUACAUACCUUCUCAUCUCGGUUAGUCUGCUCGUUGCCCGCUUAACUCUCAAUUAGGCGAUAUCUCGACCGCACGCCCUUUGUCUUUGCCGAUGAUAAUUGUCUGGAUGAAUGAGUCAGAAAGCCACUACUCUCGUCCCAUCAUGCCGACCGUUGACGGUCAUCCUGAACUGUCUAUCUGCCAUCCCGCCGACCCCAUUAUUGGCGCUGAACUAGUGCCCAGAGCCUUGACAGUCCUUAAACCGUACCUACCAACUGCACUACCACUCUACAGGCGUCUGCAAUUCGGCAAGUUCCUGAACUCCUCCUGCUUCAUUACCAACUUCGGCCAUGACGACAUCGUACGCUAUCAACAUGACAGAAACGACUUCAUCGGCGCUGAGGCAGCGACGGACGGAUCGAACAGUGAAGGGGGUUUUAAGCCAUAUGUCUUCGCCUUUAUAGACCGCUCUGUACGACCGGAGACCGAAGUCUGGUUUUUCGCCUCGUGGGAGCAUGAUCCACCUCCCGCUACGGAUACCAAAGCAUGGCAUCGCAUCGACGCAAUCGUACUAGACCUCCUGGGUGCUAUAAAGGACUUUCCCGUGCCGGAAAGCAUACACCAGCAACGAUCUGCUCUGAACGGCCUACCGUCUCCCUCCAAUCCCACCACCGCCACGGACAAAGACGCCGACACCGCCGGCUUCUCCCGUAAUGACUACGGCGGCCACCUAUCAAAUCAGAACAUCAUGCUCUGGGGUGCAGUCCACGAACGAACAGUCCCCAUAUUCCAACGCCUUGGCGUGCUCUCGCUCGACUUCAAGACCAGCUUAGCACCCAAUUUCACUUUCCUUUUCAACCUUGACACUCUCCAUAGCCCGCGACCAUUACCAGAGGGCCUGAUGUGGGGCGAGGUGAAACCGUGCCAUUUCUCUCUCGUGCGCAGUCGCACACAGAUUCCGCGGCAGGACCGUACGCUGGCCAUCUUACCGUCUCUAGCAAUCUACCCACGUGGUGGUGAGGGUUCGGAUCCAAUUGCAUGGGCGUUCAUAGGCCUGGACACGAGUCUGACGAGUUUGCACGUGGAGCCGGGGUGGCGGGGUAAAGGGUUAGCGAAGGCGAUCACGACGAAGAUUCUGCGAGAACACGUGGUAGGAUUUAGCGAAGACGGGACGGAGAGGCUGGCGCUCGGGUAUGUGAUUGUUGGGAACAAGGCGAGCGAGGGCAUGUGUCGGAGUCUGGGUGGAAGGAGUAAGUGGGAGUGCUAUUGGGCUAGGGUUGAUCUGGGUAAGGUGGGAUAGAAGCCUGGAUGGAGCAUGAGUAAUUGAAACGGCGGUGUUCAGUUGCCGGAGCUUCUUCGAGUGGCGUCUGCAAAGCUUCGGUUAGCUACCGCAUAUACUACGUUUAAUUCACAAGAUUCAGAUAUCAGGAUGGAGAUGUAGAUCAUAGUCAAUUUGAAUUGUGUUGUUGCUCGUGU